Molecule: messenger RNA, 4284 nt
Organism: Rodentolepis nana
Lineage: Eukaryota; Metazoa; Platyhelminthes; Cestoda; Cyclophyllidea; Hymenolepididae
Source: the annotation of a GenBank genome assembly
AUGCCAACGCCAAGAACCACAACGACGACAACGACCACGGAAAGCACACCUCGGACCACAACUACCACAACCACUCCAAAGCCCACCCCACCACCAGUUUUGGGCAAAGAGGGUCCUCCAGGUCCUCCCGGACCCCCUGGACCUCCCGGUCCCCCUGGUGAUCCAGGUAUGGACGGUGAACAUGGUCUUCCUGGUCCACCAGGUCCUCGUGGACCUCCACCUCCGGAACUGGAAGAUUACCUGAAACGUCAGCGAGCGAUGACUAAGGGACCUGAUUCUGAAGAAAUUGCAGCGUAUCAGGAGCUUCAGCUCACUUCCGGUCCCCCGGGUGAGCAAGGUGUUCAAGGCCCCCCUGGUCCGAUUGGCAUUCCCGGUCCACAAGGUCCUAUCGGUCCCGUUGGUGAUGUUGGACCUUCUGGACCCCAGGGUGUUCGUGGUCCUCAGGGUCCAAUGGGUGAAUUCGGUCCAGAAGGGGAGCCUGGUCGCAACGGUGUUAAAGGCCCUCGUGGUGCUGUUGGUUCCAUGGGUCUUCCUGGUGAACCUGGACCUAAAGGUCCCACUGGAAUGCGAGGUGAACAAGGGGAACCCGGUAAUCAAGGUCCCAAGGGAAAAAUGGGUGACCAAGGUAGGAAAGGACCCGCUGGCCCCGCUGGCCCAAAGGGCGCUAUUGGUCUCCGGGGGCCCCCGGGUAAACCUGGACCCCGUGGAGUAUAUGGACCUCAAGGUCCCAGAGUAAAUACUAAAUCUAUUUGCCAAGGUGUCGAUGGACCUACCGGUGCUCAAGGUCAAACUGGUGAGCGUGGUGAACAAGGUCCUAUGGGUCCAGUAGGCUUCCAAGGAGCCGAAGGUCCGAAAGGAGCUCCUGGUCCUAUUGGUGCAAAAGGAGAGCCCGGCUUCCAAGGUCCACCUGGAGCCAGAGGUCUUCCCGGUCUCACAGGCCCUCCUGGAAAACAGGGAAAGAUGGGACCUGCGGGUAUUCGAGGUGUAAAAGGUGAAACUGGUUCCCGAGGUCGAAUGGGACGCCUUGGAACCAUGGGAGCUCGUGGUUUCCCCGGCGCCGAUGGUGAGGAAGGACCACCUGGUGCUAGAGGACCCGAAGGCGCACAAGGUCUUCAAGGUCCUCAAGGUCAACCAGGUCCUGAAGGACCAAAGGGACCACCUGGAGACCAAGGACCCCCUGGUGCUCAAGGACCUGCGGGCAAACGUGGACCUCGUGGUGACGCGGGUCCCGUCGGUCCGAAGGGCUUCAUUGGUUCUCGUGGAUUGCCUGGAUCUCGCGGUACACCUGGCCCUGAAGGUCCUGCUGGUCCUGUUGGUUUACCCGGUGAUGCUGGUGCUAUUGGUCCUCUUGGUCAAAAGGGUCAUAUUGGUGAUGUUGGACCUGCUGGUCCUCGUGGUUUAACUGGUUUCAGGGGUCCCCGUGGUAAACGCGGAGCCGAGGGACCAACAGGAGAACCUGGACCUAAGGGUCCGGUCGGAGCUCCUGGUAAACCUGGUGUCGGAGGUCCUCAAGGUCCCCAAGGUUCAAUGGGACCCCAAGGUGCACAAGGUGCCCGUGGUCCAGCUGGUCCAAUGGGAAAGACUGGUGAAGUCGGUCCUGUAGGUCAACGGGGUCAACAAGGAGACCGAGGUGCUAGAGGGGAGGCUGGUCCUCCUGGUCCUCAUGGACCCUCUGGUGCUAAAGGUGCCCGUGGUCCGAGUGGGAAACGCGGUCCAAUGGGUCCUGAAGGCCGCCCUGGUCAACAAGGACCUGAGGGAUCCCCUGGUAAGCAGGGUGACCCAGGUGCUCCUGGUGAAGCUGGUGAAGUUGGUCCCAAGGGCCCUGCUGGUGAACGUGGUGCUCCAGGUCCAAUGGGUGCCGUGGGUGCCACCGGCGCUAGGGGUGAACGUGGACCCGCUGGUGAUGUUGGUCCAGACGGUCCGGCUGGUGAACGCGGUGAAAAAGGUCAAAUGGGUGAAAUUGGAGCUAUUGGUGUAGCUGGCCCCCCUGGUAACGCUGGUUACUCCGGUCCUCGUGGUCCCACUGGUCAAAUAGGUCCAGUUGGACCCCGUGGUGACCCAGGUCCAAGAGGACCAGCUGGAGAACGUGGUGAUGAUGGCCCUGUUGGUCCUCAGGGUCCUCAAGGUCGUCCUGGUCACAAAGGCCUUCCUGGAAAUGUUGGUAAUUCUGGUGACGAAGGCAUGCCCGGUGACGUGGGGGAGCAGGGUCCCAUGGGUGAAAUUGGUCCUCCUGGUCCUUCUGGUUCUCCUGGUGAGGUAGGGCCGAAGGGUGUGAAGGGUGAAAGAGGUCGACGUGGUAGAAGAGGUGAUACUGGAGACACUGGACCUACUGGGCCUGCUGGUCGGCCAGGACAGAAGGGACAUGUUGGUAUGUCAGGUCGUGAAGGUGAUCGUGGCUUACCUGGAGAAGUUGGAGAUAUUGGUGAAGCAGGACCAGCUGGUGAGACUGGUCCCACUGGUCCCACUGGCGAAGCCGGACCUGUAGGUCUUCCGGGUCCUCCUGGUCCUGCAGGACCUAAGGGUGAAAUGGGAGACACAGGCCCAUCCGGUCCCCCGGGUGUUGACGGUGAACCUGGAGAUGAUGGUCCUGAAGGUCCUCGCGGUCCGCGUGGUGAAACUGGUCCAACGGGUCAUGUUGGUCCUAUUGGUCCUCGUGGUCAUACUGGGCCUCAAGGUCGAACCGGCCCAGUUGGUCCUGCUGGUCCAGCUGGAGAAAUGGGUAAAAUGGGGAUGACGGGUGCUGAAGGUCCUCGUGGACCUCGCGGUCGUCAAGGUCCAAUGGGACCCCAAGGAAAAACAGGUCUUCCUGGUCCAACUGGACCUCGAGGAGAAAUUGGUCCAGCCGGUGUUGAUGGAGAACGUGGUAUACGUGGUCUCCCUGGUCAACGGGGACCUCAAGGACCUUCUGGUGAAGUUGGUCCUCAAGGUCAUGUCGGUAUGCCCGGAAUAGUAGGUCCACAAGGACCACGCGGUCAAACAGGACCUAAGGGAGCGGCCGGUCCAACUGGUAAACGUGGCGAAACUGGUUUCCAAGGUGUCCGUGGUGAACCUGGUGAGCCAGGUGAAACUGGAGACACUGGACCCCCAGGUCUCCCUGGAGACACUGGUCCCCCUGGUGAGGUCGGUCCUGCGGGCAACAUGGGUAUGAUGGGUCCACCUGGUGAGCCUGGUCCUAUGGGUCCUCCUGGUCGAGAGGGUUCUACCGGUGUCCAGGGUCCCCAAGGUCCCGCUGGUCCACGCGGUGACACUGGUCCUAAAGGCGCCACUGGUCCUCCUGGACCUCCCGGCCCUCAAGGUCCUGCUGGUCCUGUUGGCUUGCGAGGUGAAGAAGGUCCUGCUGGUGAGGAAGGUCCUGUCGGUCCUCAGGGUCCACCUGGUCUUCCUGGCGAAUUUGAUACUAACCUCAUGGAGAUCUUUCUGCGUCCAAAUUCCUCCGACUCCUCCAUGAUGAGCGACGAAGGUUACAAACCCGAGGAUGGUAUUCCAUUCGAAGACAGAAUGCAAGGAGAUGCACCAGAGCCUGAUGAAAACCGCAAGAAUGUCGAUGCAUUCACGGCUUUGACUCGAAUUUCAAACCUCGUUGAUCGUCUUUACAGAGCUUCCGGAACUCAACGGUAUCCUGCCAAAAGCUGUGCUGAUCUUAGCCUUCACACGCCCGAUUCUCAUGAUGGUGAAUUCUACAUUGAUCCCAACGGAGGCCACUGGCGGGACUCUUUCCCAGUUCAUUGUCAACUUGAAACGUUGACAACUGUCAUUCCGUCACAAAUGCAACAAGUUGAGUCAGUUGGUCUGUCUCGCAUCAUCAAUAAAAGGGGCACCUUCUGGUAUUCCACAGCGGCAUUCAAAUCUGAAGAAGCAGAAUUGCCCUACCAAAUAACAAAAGAUCAAUUGGCCCAUCUUCAGUUGUCAAGUGAGACCGCUACCCAGAAGUUGGUGAUUGGAUGCCGAUACUAUGAACCAGGAGAAAAUAUUAUUCUUCUUGGAGAUGGUAACCAAGCUCUUACUCUCAAUGGCACCGACUCUGUUCUUGUGGUCAUUGAUAUCCUUGAGAGCACCUGCUCGUCGAACAAUUUCCGAGGUGAAAUGGUGAUCGAAAUCCGAACUCAAAUGACAAGCAUAUUGCCAAUUCGUGAUGUUCAGCUGUCCACACCGCGAUCUCGGGACGCUGAAGUCAGUGUGACUCCUGGAUCAGUUUUGUUUAGCGGAACCACAGAAAGAGUCCCAGUUGGUAUAGGUCAGCUCUACGCAGCCGAUGUUUCUCGUUUCCACGCCUUCAGGCGCUGA